AUGGCCUUGCGGUUUAAAGUUUUGUCGAAGAAAGUGGAGAAGUUUGAACGCAAGGGGAUGCAGAAUUAUAAAGUUAACGCAGAGAAAGUUCCUUGGCUAGAUACUAUGUUAGAUGAGGUUUUCGUAGUUUCUCGUCCAAAGCCAAGUGAUUAUGAAGCGCGAAGAGAUUUGGUUCGGAUAUUUAAUGACAUUGCAAAAGAAGUGUUUGGGAAAGCUGAUGAAGUUCCUGUUGUGGUGGAAUUUGGCUCUUUUGUGAUGGAUCUUUUUAGUCCAAGAAGUGAUUUAGAUCUGUCUUUCAACUUUACCAGCAGUAAAGCUCAGGUUACUCGGGAAAGAAAGAUUCAAACACUUCGGAAGCUUGCAAGAAAGUUUUAUGCACUACAAAGUUGUGGUCAUGUUUAUGGUGUCCAUCCAGUUACUACCGCCAAAGUUCCUGUUCUUAAAGUUGUGGACCGUGGAACUGGUGUUGAGUGUGAUUUAUCAGUUGAAAACCAAGAUGGAGUUCUAAAAUCCAAGUUAAUUUAUAUGAUUUGUUCAAUAGAUGAGAGGUUUCGGAAGCUAAGCUUUUUGAUGAAGGUAUGGGCGAAGACACAUAAAAUCAAUAGUUCAAAAGAUGGAACAUUAAAUUCAUUAUCCAUUAUACUUUUGGUUGCUUUUCAUUUACAGACCCGAAAUCCUCCUAUACUACCUCCAUUUCAUGACUUAUUCAAAGAUGGUACUGAUCCUGCAUCAGUGGUAAAGGUGCUCGGUAAUUUUGCGAACUUUGGAAGAGGUAACAAAGAAUCAGUGGCUGAGCUCUUUGUUUCUCUACUGAUAAAGUUAUCGUCAGUUGAGAGGCUUUGGCCCAAAGGUCUUUGUGCAAGUGUUUAUGAAGGGUCCUGGAAAUCAAAAACCUUUGAUUCCAAAGUUGCCACAAUCAGUGUUGAGGAUUUCACAGAUCGAUCACAAAAUGUAGCAAGGGCUGUAGGUCCUGCAGAAUCUAAAGCUAUUUACAAAUGCAUCCAGCAAUCGAUCCAACAUAUUUUUGCGUACAUGGAUGGCCAAAUUGAAGGAUACAGAUUAAGGGAACUUUUAUUUGGCCAGGCAGCUAAGCCAUUAGUUGGUGCUGGAAUUGCUAACUUGAAGAGGACUGCAGUGACACCUGUGAUGGAUAAUACUAUUGCUGUUGCGACUCCUAUUGCACGUCAGGUGAACAUGGCAGUAGGGAGAGAAGAUGUUCCCGUUUCGCAUAAAAGGGACCAUGCAAGACCAAGUAGUUUACCAUUGACCAAAAAGCUGCGGUAUACUAAUGUCUCAGGUGAGGACUGGGGAGGCACAUCCUCUGCGAAUUGGUUAACUCCAAAUGGGAAUUGGGGAGGGACAUCAUCUGCUAAUUCGCUAACUCCAACUGGAGAUUGGGGAGGUACAUCCGCAGCUAAUUGGUUAGGAUCACAGCAACUUCCACAUUUUGAUUUGGGAAAAGCGCAGUGGGGAAUGGAGCGGGUGAAUAACUGGGGAGCAACUACACCUGCUACUGAAGGUUGGGGUGGUAAAUGA
Messenger RNA from Oldenlandia corymbosa var. corymbosa, 1536 nucleotides. NCBI's taxonomy places the organism in Eukaryota, Viridiplantae, Streptophyta, Magnoliopsida, Gentianales, Rubiaceae. The record is from the annotation of a GenBank genome assembly.